CUUUUGGAUUAGCUGGAGAGGCUAGAGCUAUCUAGUUUCAGUCCCAGGUCCGACAAGAAAACCCACUCGAAUUAGUGACGUUUUCUGCCAAAUGUGAAGAUGUGAUUUCGGCCCAUUUGAAGCUGUUUUUUAUGCUAAGAUGUCCGUUUUUGCUUCGAUUGGACUGGACUGAGGCGUAGCUUGCUACAGAUACUAACAGCUGGAUGGUGGUACUUUAUGCUAAGCUAGCGACUGUCUAUUGCGGUCUGCCUAGGGAGUUAGCUAAACUAUCGUAGCAUAACAUUUAGCUAUCUCAAUGUUUUUGAGGGAUGCACACCAUCUUAAUCACUGGGGUAUUAAGAUGUUAUUCACACCAACCUCUGGUUGAUUCUUCGUCGGGGGUUCGUUAUAAUGCGACGUUUUGGCUUGAACUGGGGAGCAUUUUGGAAUUGGAAUAGCGGUAACUUCACUGUGGAAUGCUAAUGUUGCCGAAUACGCUUUAAAUAAGAAUGGAGCGGAGUUUGGGGGCAUCAGCUGUUGGACUUCUGCCCUCCCCCCUAGGAAGCCAUGACGCAGGGGACCGAACUCUGAGGGGUGAUGACAUCAUGGCGGAAUUGGCCAGGGGCCUCCACCCCCGAGAGAGACCUGACUGGGAGGAGACCAUCAGUGCCAUGGCGAGGAGUGCUGAGGUUCCUGAUCUUCGCGCCAGCAGCACUACCAGCUCUACCAGCACCACCAGCACUACAGCUGGCAUGAAGGUCAAGACCGCCAAGAAGUUGUCCUUCAGUAAGGGACAUUUUCCAAAGCUUGCAGAAUGUGCGCAUUUCCACUAUGAGAAUGUGGAUUUUGGAACCCUACAGCUUUCCCUUGCUGAUGAGCAUAGUGAAGUCACACGGAAUGGCCUGGAGUCCAAGGAGUGUGUGUACCUGGUACAGAUACACUGCCAGGGCCGAAAUUGGAUAGUUCGCAGGAGCUAUGAAGACUUCUGCAUUCUGGAUAAGCAUCUUCAUUUGUGCAUCUAUGACAGAGGCUACUCACAACUAGCAGAGCUGCCCAGCGACCAGCCGGAGGGAGUUUCCCAGAUGCUGAUUGGCUAUCUCACCCGUCUGUCGGCCAUUGCCGACAACAAGAUCAACUGUGGGCCCGCCCUCACCUGGAUGGAAUUGGAUAAUAAGGGCAACCACCUGCUGGUCCAUGAGGAAUCCUCCAUCAACGUCCCUGCCAUCGCAGCUGCACACGUCAUCAAGCGCUACAACGCACAGGCUCCUGACGAGCUCUCCUUUGAGGUGGGGGAUAUUGUGUCUGUGAUCGACAUGCCACCAAAAGAGGACACCACCUGGUGGAGAGGAAAGCAUGGAUUCCAGGUGGGCUUCUUUCCCAGUGAGUGUGUCGAGCUCAUCAAUGACAAAAUCCCUCAAUCAGUUACCAACUGUGUUCCAAAGCCAGCAUCCCCUGGUGUUCGGCCGGCUUCCUGGUACCUCUUCCCACCCUAUUUGGAGAUGGAGACAGUCAUACAGCAGGACACAAACAUGAACUCAGUGUCUAAGAAGCACGGGAAGCUGAUCACGUUCCUGCGCAGCUUCAUGAAGUCUCGUCCCAGCAAGCAGAAGCUGAAGCAGAGGGGCAUCCUGAAGGAGAGGGUGUUCGCCUGUGACCUGGGGGAGCACCUGCUCAACUCAGGACAGGAUGUUCCUCAGGUGCUUCGAAGUUGUGCAGAGUUCAUCGAGAAACAUGGCAUUGUGGAUGGGAUCUACAGGCUAUCUGGAAUUGCAUCAAAUAUCCAGAAGUUACGGCAUGAAUUUGACUCCGAGCUGAUCCCAGACCUGACCAAAGAGAUUUACAUCCAGGACAUCCACUGUGUGGGGUCCCUCUGUAAGCUCUACUUCAGAGAACUGCCCAACCCGCUGCUCACAUACCAGCUCUACGACAAGUUCUCCGAGGCUGUUUCCGCAGCAACAGAUGAUGAACGUCUCGUCAAAAUUCAUGACGUCAUCCAACAGUUACCACCCCCACACUAUAGAACGUUGGAGUUCUUGAUGAAGCAUCUGUCCAGGUUGGCUGCCUUCAGCUCCAUCACCAACAUGCAUGCCAAGAACUUGGCCAUCGUCUGGGCCCCCAACCUGCUCAGGUCUCGUCAGAUAGAGUCGGCAUGUUUCGGGGGUCCUGCUGCCUUCAUGGAGGUGAGGAUCCAGUCUGUGGUGGUGGAGUUCAUCCUCAGCCACGUGGACAUGCUCUUCGGACCCAAACUCACAGGCCAGAGUGGUGCGGCGCGGCCCAAGUCUGUGCUGGGCGGCGGCUGGUGUGCGUCGGCGCGGCUGCUGUCUCUGGAGGAGGCCCAGGCCCGCACGCAGGCCCAGAUCUGCAGCCCCAUCACCCCCCACAGCCGCUACAUCGAGGUGGGGGAAGGGCCCGCCGCGCUGCUCGGCAAGUUCCACACCGUCAUCGACUUCCCCACCGACAGGAAGCGGCAGCCCAUCAAAUCCAGGAAGUCUCCGGUGGGUAGCUGGCGUUCGUUCUUCAGCCUGGGCAAGUCCUCUUCGUCCUCCUCCUCCUCUUCAUCAUCCACCAUCAACAAGAGGAAGCUGAGACGCAACCCCAGCGAGCCCACGGAGCUCAAGUCUAUGGCCCUCACAGGAGGCCGAGGGGAGACUGGAACUCUGCGAUCAGCCAAAAGUGAAGAGUCUCUCACGUCUCUACACAACGUAGAAGGCGAGAGUAAGCUGUACCGGCCCCGUCGCCCCCGCUCCAGCAGUGAUGCCCUGUCCUCGUCCUUUGGCGCCGACCUGCUGGCCGGUCCGCAGCACUGCGCCUCCUACGACAACCUGUGCAACGCCGGACAGCCCGGCCACCAGCACCACGACCACGAGCGCCACGACGACAGUGACCAGGACGACCGGCCCAUCUUCUGCGUGCCCGCCCUCAUCUCCUCGCCUCCCGUCGCCGCGGAGACGGACCUGGAGCUGAUGCCGCCAGAGGUCGGCAUGGCGACGCUGGACUUUGACCCCAUGUCGUUUGGGCUGGGCUCCCCGUUGCUGAGCGACCGGGAGACGGCGCUCCUCUCCUCGGCAGCGGAGGACAGGAUGGAGGACGCGCAGUUCAGCGCCGUCCAGCAGAGUCCGAGCAGGAGCUACAGCGCAGCAGAGAGCACCUUUGUCACAGCCCCGCCCCCCUCAGUGGACACCCCGCCCCUGUCCCCCCCUCCCCACGUCAGAUCGCUGGAGUCGGUCCGAAACGAGUCGGUCAGCACUGACCUGGGGUCAGUCCGAAACGAGCCAAUCAGCACCAAGGUGGAGUCGGUCCGAAACGAGGCCCUGCUACUGGACCUGACGGGUUCACCGUUGCACACUGUCACCAUGGAGACCCACUUCAUACAACGUCCAGCUGACCUCGACUUUAUCACAGAGCCACAGCUCCAGAGCCCCGUAGUUCUCUCCUCUGCUCUGAGCUGCGCCCCUGCGUCCCGUAAGCUGGCGUUUGCGCUGGAGGAGCUGGAGAGCCCCCUGGCGGCGGCCGAGACGUCCCGCAGCUGUGACACCCCCUCCCCCCUGUCCCCGCUCCGCGCCGACGACCUGCUCAGCUCGCUGGACUGGCCCGUGCCCCCCUCCCUCGCCUCAGAGACCGGCAUCGCCGUGGCAACCUCCACCCCUGUCCCCGCCUCUCUGCGGAGGAUUCCCAGCUCCGACCCCCCCGAGCAGACUGACCCUCAGACUGACCCCUUCGACGUGGCGAGGCACGAUUGGUACGCUCUGCCGGACCAGGCUGCCUUGCCUCAGCAAAGCGCCACCGCAGCCUCUGACAUCACUUCCUCCGCUCAAGCCACACCUGUCCGCCAUCAAACCACUCUGCCGCCUUCUGCCAAUCAAAUGCCAUCUGCUUUCAGUGAAGCACCGCCCACUCUCAAUCAAACCUCUCCUGUCAUGACCACGUUCAGUGACAUCACUCCCACUCAAGCCACACCCACUCACAUGAAGGCCACGCCCACUUCAUCCGUUCCCGCCUCUCCUCUGUCCAGCCCAGAGCACCAAUCAGCAGUGGCGGCAAUUGGCCCCACCCAGAUCUCCACUGUCCCUGCCUCUGUCUUGGAAGACCACACCCCAUUCCCUUCUGACUCCUCCUCUGCCUCAGCUGGCCCCUCCUCCUCUGAUGUUGCCCCCACACAAGGCACAACUGCCCCACCAUGCUCCGCUGUUACCCCAGGCAUAAUAACAGCCCCACCGUGCUCCGCUGUUACCCCAGGGGUUUCUACCCCAUCCACCUCAGCUGUUGCCCAGGGCGUAACUGCCUCCUCCGCCUCUGCCUUUGCCCAGGGCAUAAUUGCCCCACCCACCCCAGCUGUUGCCCAGGGUGUAGUUGCCCCACCUGCCUCCGCUGUGGCCCAGGGGGUAAUUGCACCACACACCUUUGCUGUUGCCCGGGGCGUUCCUGCCCCAACCGUGUCCGCUGCCCCCUGCUCCAGCAGUAGAGAGCGGGGCUGUGCAUCUCCUCCAGGCCCUGAGCCUCAGGUGGCGGUGUCGGUGCCGUGUCUACCUCACGCGCCCCCCUGGGCGUCGGAGCACCCGGUGGCCGUGCUGCAGCCCCAGCCGCAGACGCCCCAGCCCCAGCCCCGCCCCCCGCUGGGCCCCACGCCACCGGACAAGCCCUGGGAGGCCAUCAAGCCCGUGCAGCCGCGGCUCGAGAGCGCCCCCUACCACCACCACCCGCCACUACAGCAGCACCAGCAGCAGCACCAGCAGCAUCAGCAUCAUCAGUCCGCGUGCGCUGGACCGGCCCCCCCGCCUCCCGUGCGCUCCAUCGAGAGCAAGCUGGCCACGGCGACGCUGGGCCGCGACGGCUCGGCCGCCUACCACCACGCCUUCCUGGAGGACGAGGGCCCGGCGGGCGGCAUGGCGGCGACGAUGAGCCACACGCUGCCCCGUAAGUCGGCGUACGUGUACCACGCGCAGGGUCCCGGCCCCGGGGCCGUCGCCGACGCCUACUACCCUCCGGCGCGGGCGCUCCCCGUGGCGUACGCGUACCGCGCCGAGCCGCUGGCCGUGAGCUACGCCGCCGACGUGUCCCGCUACGCCACCAUCGGCCCGCGCUCCUACCACCACUCCCUCAAGACCCACCGGCCAACCAGAGCCGAGUACCUGCCCUCGCCCGGCCCCGGGCCCGCCCACCACCACCACCACCACCACCAUCACCCCCGUAGCCACGGUUACAGCCACGUGGGCGCCACCUACCCCAGCAUCCGACGCGUGCACUCGCUGCACAUCCCCUCCUCUUCCGCCGCCGCCGUCGUCCGAGGCCCGCCCAUCUCCAGAACCGAGGUUCCGCCGCCGCUGCCGACGUCGCCGGACGACGAGAUGUUCUACUACCAGCGCUCGGCGGCAGCAUCGCACCGUUGCCGUGGCUACGCGCCGCCAGCAGCAUCAGCACCAGCGCCGGCUCCAGCGGCGGCGGAGGCGCAGGACUACCACGUCACGCGGCUGCAGCCGUUCUUCGAGAACGGGCGCGUGCAGUACCGCUACAGCCCGUACACGGACCAGCCGGACGCAACACCGCCGCCGUCCUCCUACUACGAGCUGGACCCGUACGCCACGCUGCGGCUGCGCCACUUCCACUCGUUCGGCGGGCGCGAGCGCGAGCGCGAGGCGGUCAAGUCGGGCGCCUACCACUACCUGCUGCACCAGCGCCACUCCCCGCAGCCCCCUCCGCAUCACACCGCUGGCAUUGGUGUCCGGGAGCACGGCUUCGUGAGCCGCGACAUGCCCCCCGCCGCGCACCUGCACACGUUGCCCCAGGGACAGGGCGGGGCCUGCCUGUCGUCGUCGUGGGAGACGCAGGAAGAGGCGGAGCGUCUGCUGCGCGGCCACUCCCACUCGCUCCGGCGAGAGAGCCGCGCGCGCCAGCGCCUCAAGGGCCCGGUGCUCUCGCAGUACGACAACCUGGGGCCCUACAUGCCCUCCCCGGAACCCCACCUCGCCUCCGCCGCAGCCGGCCCGCACUCCCCGCCGGAGUCGCUGCAGCACCUGCGCAGCAAGUCGGACCCGGGCAAGGAGGCGCGCUACAACGUGACGCCCGAGGCGGCGGGAGCCGCCAUCCCGCGCUCGCACACCGCCGACCCCGACGCCUUCCUGUACAUGGAGACGGAGAAGCACGCCUCGCACACGCACCCCCGCACGCUCGGACCGCGCUCCUACACGCCCUCGUCCUCCUCGUCUUCCUCGGCCCAGACGCACAGCCUGCCGCAGCACGUUCCGGAAGCUUCUUCUCGGCCGGGCGAUGUGGCGGCGGGUGCUGGGCACCGGGGCGCGCGGAGCCCCGAGGACGAGUCGCUCCAGAGGCCGAGCGCCGCCGUGACGCCCAAACCCGAGCGCAGCCACAGCCGAGGGCCCUGGGGCCCGGAGCGUCACACCCCCUCCAGCGCCCCGUCCCACUACGACAACCUGGAGGAGUAUCGGCCCUCGCCACCGCCACCGGUCCAGACCCGGCCCGCACCCAAGGACCCGUUGACCAGCCGGGGGGGCGCGGCACUGUUCCCCGGGCAGGCGUUCGGGCACGGGCACGGAGGCAGAGCCUACUCCACGGCGCUGGGCCAGGGGGCCUUCAUCCAGACCGACGCCCCCCUGCACAGGCCCGAGGCCGAGGUCAAGGCAGAGUAACGCUAACGCUAGCACUGCUGACCGCUAGCACCAGCUGAUUGCCAGCUCUGCCUGUAUUAACGUGAGGCUAGAGCUCGGUAUUAACACACACUCACACAUACAGAGAUACAUACACACACACACACACACACACACACACACACACACACACAUUUACAUACGUAUACACACAUACACCUAUACAUACACAAAUACACAACUCUCUCCCAGCAGUUUAUGUCACUACAUUUGCUACAUCAGUGCUAGAUCUGAAUGUAGUCACAAUAUAUCAAUGGAGCUCCUCAGGGUUCCACAGGAACCCGCACAGCACAGGAACCCACACCUGUGUGCUACUGGAAACCUGACUUAAUCAGCGUCAGGGACCAGACGAUCUGUGUAGAACUGGAAUCCUGACUUAUCAGCGUCAGUUCCAUAUGACUUGUGUAGAACUGGAAUCCUAGCAUCACCGUCAGGUACCAGAUGACCUGAGCAGAACUGGAAACCUGUGGUACUGUAAAGUUAUCAAUGGUCGAGUAGGAUGGACAAGGGACUUUUCUAGUCCGAGAACUGCCAUGUUUGUCUUAAGAGUUUGAAUGGUUUGCUUUGAACAAACAAAUCUGUGAAAGGGCAAAGGUGAAAGGUCACGCAGCCCCUGCCGGACAGUGGACUGUCUUCUCCUGAGGGUUUUUGAUGGGAGUUUUCUAUCCAGCUGUACACAUAUGAACCCUUAAUGAACUUUCUACCGAACUGAAUGUACCAUAGCAUACAUUACCCAGCUGACCACACCCGCCAUGCACCAGAGGCCCCACUAGGUGGCGCUGAACGGGACCUGCAGUGUGUGGUAUGCCAGCUGCGGACUCUGGAACGCACUCUGACACGGUACGCCAGGAAGAAGCAUCGAGCAGUUCCUUGCGUAGGAAUCCAGAGUCAAAUCUACUAUUGAGUUUUUUUGGGGGGGGGUUUUGGUUCUUUCUUUUUCUUUUGUUUAGUUUUGAAUAUAGUGUUAGGUGGGGCAUUGAAAUGGUGAUUGAUCAGUUUGCAUUUUAGAAAUGCAUGCUCUCUUGUUUACAGAAUCUCUGUGUGUAUGUGUGUGUGUAUGUGUGUGCGUGCGUGUGUGUUGGCCUGCUCUUUGUGUUUGUACUGGAUGUUACAGUGCGCACUGUGCAGAAAGGAGAAGCUCUGCCCCCCUGGUGAAGAUGGGGGGGGGGGGGGUCCACACACACACCUCAAACACUGGACACUGGGACUAAGGGUUUUGGGGAGGGGGGAGGGUAUUUGUUCAUUAUCUCAACGGUCAUUUUUUUUUGUGUUUAUUUGAUUUCUUUUUAAGAGCCUCUCAAUUCUCAGAUGC
This is a messenger RNA of Sardina pilchardus (European sardine), 7953 nucleotides long. It is a transcript of the gene arhgap32b, whose product is annotated as Rho GTPase activating protein 32b. The record is from RefSeq and is a predicted model, not a curated record. The coding region runs from base 489 to 6623 and encodes 2044 amino acids. Gene Ontology annotation, molecular function: protein binding; phosphatidylinositol binding; GTPase activator activity. Gene Ontology annotation, cellular component: actin cytoskeleton; fibrillar center; Golgi apparatus. NCBI's taxonomy places the organism in Eukaryota, Metazoa, Chordata, Actinopteri, Clupeiformes, Clupeidae. The transcript has 26 exons. Gene Ontology annotation, biological process: small GTPase-mediated signal transduction.